Metschnikowia bicuspidata var. bicuspidata NRRL YB-4993 is the source of this 390-nucleotide messenger RNA. RefSeq lists its product as uncharacterized. The record is from RefSeq and is a predicted model, not a curated record. The coding region runs from base 131 to 358 and encodes 75 amino acids. Lineage: Eukaryota; Fungi; Ascomycota; Pichiomycetes; Serinales; Metschnikowiaceae. The transcript has a single exon.
UCUAUUAUAGGUUUUUUCUUUAUAGUUUUCGUUAGUGGUGGGCUGUACAUCCCUCCAGUGACACCCUAUGAUACGAUGUUUCAUUAAAAACAUUUAAAAUAAACUCAUUCAAAAAAAAAAAAUUCGAGCAAUGGAGUUUGCGUAUCAAAACCAGCCUUCGAAGUUAGCACCAAAGAAAAUAAAGUACGGAACUACCCCGGGUGGAAACUUGUGGAAGGCACAGGACGCUGCGUUGAGGCAACUAGAGGAGGAUGCAAAGAAACAGCGGGAGCUCGAGUCCAAGAAAGAGAAAGAGGGGAGCAGAAAAAGGGGCUUCAGCACCACCAGAUGUCAAAGAACAAGAACCCUGAGCUUAUGAAGGCGCAGGAACGGUUAGAAACGUUACUUCAC